AAAAAACCUCAUAAAUGGGGCUAUAAAGUUUUCAUACUAAGCGGAGUAUCAGGCUUCAGUUAUGAUUUCGACUUCUUUUCUGGGCCAACUAAGUUGCAGCCUUAUCAACCAGAUCUUGGGGCAAGUAGUAAUGUGGUAGUGAAACUUACAGAUUUUUUUUGAUAACUGGUCCACCGGCCUUCCGUUACUGGUUUAUCUCAGCAAAGAGGGCAUUUUGCCUCUUGGUACUGUCCGCAAAAAUCGUGUGCCAGAUUGCGAAUUUCCUAAGGAAUCUGUGAUGAAGAAAAAAGGUAGAGGUACAAUUAUGGAGAGAGUUGCUCGAGUCGAUGGCGUAGAUGUUUCAGUAGUUUCCUGGUAUGAUAACAAAAUAGUUACCACAGUAUCAACUUACAUAGGCAGUCGGCCCAUUUCCGAAGUACAGAGAUUUUGCAGAAAGGAAAGAAAGCACACUGUAACACCUCGUCCAAAGAGUAUAGAAAUAUACAACAACUAUAUGGGAGGUGUUGAUCUACUUGACUCGAUGUUAGGAUACCAUAGGAUACUUAUAAGGUCAAAAAAAUUUUACCUAAGAAUAUUUUUCCAUUUCCUCGACAUGUUGUACUGUAAUAGUUGGAUAUUGUGUAGAAGAGCUCUCACUGAGAACAAUUCUGAUGACUAUUUGCCACUGGCUGAAUUCAAACUUGGUUUAGCAGAAAUUCUAACAAGAUCCCACGUAACUUCAAAAAAGCGAGGUAGACCCAAUAGCUCACUACAGCCUCAACUGGAUUUAAAAAAAAAAGAAAUAUCCUUUUGCGGAAAUAUCAGCCCAAGAAAUUCGUCGCUACAAUAUGGGGCAUCUUCCUGGGUGGCAUGAAGAUCGCCAAAGAUGUAAAUUUCCUGAGUGUAAGGGGAAAACACAAGUUUGGUGUGAUAAA
This is a messenger RNA of Acanthoscelides obtectus, 914 nucleotides long. The record is from the annotation of a GenBank genome assembly. NCBI's taxonomy places the organism in Eukaryota, Metazoa, Arthropoda, Insecta, Coleoptera, Chrysomelidae.